AUGUCCGACGAAGAACCCGACGGGACCUUCGGCGGGCUUCCGCCUCAUAGUGACGGUGCUCAUAGUACUUCCUCCUCAUCGGUAGGCACUUCCCGCCGACUAAGAACUUCCCAAACCCCCAUGUCCCACGAUACCAUGUCGCGCAUGGGCCACAGCGACCGCUCUUCAUCCAUGAUGCCCACAUCACCCAUUCGGGGCCCUGAUUUUAAUGCCAUGAUCGAUAACCUUGAUGACCGGAACUCUCACAGUGGUGCAGCAGCUAAAGACCGCUUUAUGGGGUUCGGAGAUACCUCCGGGUACCUGUUUGAGGGCGCGGCCGAUGACCUGGCGGCCCUUAAGCAGGCCUGGAUCUCGGAACGUAUGGCACCGGAAUUGUUACAUUUUGAGCGUGCCUUAGUUGACCGGGUUUUGGAGCGUAUCCGCAAACAAAUAGAAUACAUUGAAAUGAAUAGCAUGGAUUUAACACGCGGUACCGACACUAAACUUAAACUACUGCUAGUAGAAACCGAUCUAGAACGAAUCAAAUUUAUAAUGAGAGGAUACCUACGUGCUCGACUUGCAAAAAUUGAUAAAUACACCAUCCAUCUAAUGAGCGAUGAUCUCCAACGCAGCAAGCUCUCCGAAGAAGAAAUUGAAUACAUGAUGGCUCAUAAUCAAAUCCUGACUCGUCUCUACCGAAUCCAGUUUCUAGGACGAAUCCCUGAACAACUGCGCGCGUUAGACGACUCCAAUGACGUGCCAAUGGUCGAAACUCCAGACCUCAAUCGAACGGUCUUUAUAAGGGUAGUGGAAGAUAUUCUGGAACCCGUGGUUAUAGGCACCCAACGCCUGUUACUUGAUAACGGCGGCAUCUACGCCUUGCGAUAUUCUGCCGUGGCCUUUCUUGUUGACCAAAAGGCCGUCGUUCUUAUUUAA
Molecule: messenger RNA, 915 nt
Organism: Magnusiomyces paraingens
Lineage: Eukaryota; Fungi; Ascomycota; Dipodascomycetes; Dipodascales; Dipodascaceae
Exons: 3
Coding region: 1-915 (304 amino acids)
Biological process (GO): DNA-templated DNA replication; double-strand break repair via break-induced replication
Cellular component (GO): GINS complex
Source: RefSeq, a predicted model, not a curated record